AUGGACAUAGCCAGAUCCUUCACAAGCCAGCAUGAUGCCAUCACCUGCGUGGACCUGCACACAACCGGCGAGCCCACCCGGAUCGUCAUCUCAGGUUACCCAGACCUUACAGGAACGCUCUUGGAGCAGCGCGCAGAGGCGAAACAUUCACAUGACCAUAUCCGUCGCCAGCUGCUUCUAGAGCCUAGAGGACAUUCAGACAUGUAUGGCGCCAUCUUACGCCAGAAUACCGAACAGACUGCCUCGGGAAAUGCACAUAUAGGUGUCCUCUUCGCUACGAACAGUGGGUAUUCUACCAUGUGCGGCCAUGCUACUAUUGCUCUGGGACGGGUUUUGCUGGAUACACAUGAUAAGGCAGUGUUUUCCAAUAGAGAUAAAGUCGCAUUCGAUGCAGAGACAAAGACUGCCUCCUUGACGUUACACGCACCAUGCGGCCUCGUCCACGUCACAGUCCCUACCAACUCAAACGGCACUGCCUCAGACCCAACCCGACCAGUCUCGCACAUCUCCGUCCCAUCCUUCACAACCGGUAUCAACAUCAAAGUAUUCCUCAAAGCUCCAUACCGCUGGCCCGAGCUCUGCGGCCGCCACCACGUCACCGCCGACUUCAGCUACGGCGGCGCCUUCUACUGCUUCAUCACAGCCGCCGAACUAGGUUUUCCGGACGGCCUCUCGAGUCCCGUCGACAUAGACGCUAUGAACGUAGCCACUCGAAAUCUCAAGGCGGCGAUCAACGAGAAUUCUGAGAUGAAGCACCUCUUUUCACACCCAGACCACAACGACCUCGGUUUCCUCUACUCCAUCAUCGUCGCCGACAAAGAUGCCGGCGUGCCAAUCGCACAGUCGACGAGAGCUGAGACGGGACUGUGCUUCUUCUCAGACCAGCAGGUGGAUCGCUCCCCGACUGGCAGUGGUGUAGCGGCCAGAAUCGCUUUGGCGCAGGCUAGAGGUGAGUUGACAAAAGACGAGUCAAUCACGUACCAUUCUUUACUCUCCAACUCGCUAGGAGGCCGGGGAGGCUUCGUGGGCAGUCUACACGAAGUAGUUGGGAUGCAGGGUGCGUUCCCAGUAGUGCGAGCCCGAGUUGAGGGAUACGCUUCGUACACUGGGACGUCUACAUUCGUCGUUGAAAAAGACGAUGCGUUGGGUCAGGAUGGGUUCUUGUUUGAUAGAUUAGAGUGA
Molecule: messenger RNA, 1182 nt
Organism: Fulvia fulva
Lineage: Eukaryota; Fungi; Ascomycota; Dothideomycetes; Mycosphaerellales; Mycosphaerellaceae
Product: Trans-L-3-hydroxyproline dehydratase
Exons: 1
Coding region: 1-1182 (393 amino acids)
Molecular function (GO): hydro-lyase activity
Source: RefSeq, a predicted model, not a curated record